ACCAGGCGUCGCUACCGGGUAGGGGAGGAUGAUUCUGGGCUGGUAAGGGCUGGUGUCCACCUGCGCAGGGCUGGCCCCAGCCUCUAGGUGAGGUUGUGCUCCUGCUGGUGAGCAGACCCUGUUAGAAUCCGCACACAGUGAAGUCUUCCAUUGGCUGUUUUCAUCCUGGCGACCCACCCCUUUCAUCCCUGGGGCUGGCUCCCACCGUGGUGAGUGGAGUCUGUAGGGAAGAAGCCGGGAAGCCUGGAAUUUAGGUCGGUGCAACGUUUCUAGAAUAGACAGUGGGUGGGAACGACCCAGGUAAAGUACCGGAGGUUCUAACACUGACGCACAGGAAAGCCUCAAGUGGGAGGAGAAAUGCAAAUCCCCUCUGACGAAGGCGUCAGCGGCUAGGUCCUGGGGCACCGUGCAGGGCGAUUCCGACCGUGGACUCGAGCACCGCCUGGGACGCGGGCAGAGGCAGCCAAGCAUGUCUCAGUGGAAUCAAGUCCAACAGUUAGAAAUAAAAUUUUUGGAGCAAGUUGAUCAAUUCUAUGAUGACAACUUUCCUAUGGAAAUUCGGCAUCUGCUGGCCCAGUGGAUUGAAAAUCAGGACUGGGAGGCAGCAUCUAACAAUGAAACCAUGGCAACAAUUCUUCUUCAAAACUUGUUAAUACAACUGGAUGAACAGUUAGGCCGUGUUUCCAAAGAGAAAAACUUACUUUUAAUACACAAUCUGAAAAGAAUUAGGAAAGUCCUUCAGGGAAAAUUUCAUGGAAACCCAAUGCAUGUAGCUGUGGUUAUUUCAAAUUGUUUAAGGGAAGAGAGGAGAAUAUUGGCUGCCGCCAACAUGCCUGUUCAGGGGCCUCUGGAGAAAUCCUUACAAAGUUCUUCAGUUUCAGAAAGACAGAGGAAUGUGGAGCACAAAGUGGCUGCCAUUAAAAACAGUGUGCAGAUGACAGAACAAGACACCAAAUAUUUAGAAGAUCUACAAGAUGAAUUUGAUUACAGGUAUAAAACAAUUCAGACAAUGGACCAGGGUGACAAGAACAGUGCCCUAAUGAAUCAGGAAGUUCUAACUCUGCAGGAAAUGCUGAACAGCCUGGACUUCAAAAGAAAGGAAGCCCUGAGUAAGAUGACACAAAUAGUGAAUGAGACGGACUUGUUAAUGAACAGCAUGCUGGUGGAGGAGCUGCAAGACUGGAAGAGGCGACAGCAAAUCGCCUGCAUUGGAGGUCCACUCCACAAUGGGCUUGACCAGCUUCAAAACUGCUUUACACUGUUGGCAGAAAGUCUGUUCCAACUCAGAAGGCAGUUGGAGAAAUUAGAGGAGCAAUCUACAAAAAUGACAUACGAAGGAGAUCCUAUCCCACUGCAAAGAGCACAUCUGCUAGAAAGAGUCACUUUCUUGAUCUACAACCUCUUUAAGAACUCAUUUGUGGUUGAACGACAGCCAUGCAUGCCAACCCACCCUCAGAGGCCAAUGGUACUUAAGACUCUCAUCCAGUUUACUGUAAAGCUAAGACUGCUAAUAAAAUUACCAGAACUAAAUUAUCAGGUAAAGGUGAAAGCAUCAAUUGACAAGAAUGCUUCGACUCUAAGCAAUCGAAGAUUUGUACUUUGUGGAACUCAUGUCAAAGCCAUGUCCAUUGAAGAAUCUUCCAACGGGAGUCUCUCUGUAGAAUUUCGACAUUUGAAACAUGUAGCUACCUCACACCAGAAUCCUGACAAAGUUGAGAAGGAACUUGAGAUCACGAUUCCCAGGAACACUCGGGCUGCUCUGUACCUCCUGCGCACGUUGGUUCAGUGGUGGGAACAGCACUGCCGAUGGCUCUGCCUCUUGCAGGCAGCUGACCUUGCACUAACUCCCAGUUUCCUUAGCUAUAAAAUGGCUUCAUGUUCACCUGCCCCUCGGAGGGUUGUUGCGGGGCCCAAACGAGAUGAAGCGUGUGAGAGUCCACGGCAGUGCACUAAACAUGUAGCUACCUCACACCAGAAUCCUGACAAAGUUGAGAAGGAACUUGAGAUCACGAUUCCCAGGAACACUCGGGCUGCUCUGUACCUCCUGCGCACGUUGGUUCAGUGGUGGGAACAGCACUGCCGAUGGCUCUGCCUCUUGCAGGCGGCUGACCUUGCACUAACUCCCAGUUUCCUUAGCUAUAAAAUGGCUUCAUGUUCACCUGCCCCUCGGAGGGUUGUUGCGGGGCCCAAACGAGAUGAAGCGUUUUCCUCAAGACUGCCAAUCCAAACCUCUUUGGAACUGCAGCGCCCCCUGGCGUUUGACUCUGAGAUUAUCCGGGAAGAAGGCUGUCACAUGGUGACUGAGGAGCUUCAUUCCAUAACAUUUGAGACACAGAUCUGCCUCUAUGGUCUGACCAUAGAUUUGGAGACCUGCUCAUUACCUGUGGUGAUGAUUUCCAAUGUCAGUCAGUUACCUAAUGCUUGGGCAUCCAUCAUUUGGUACAAUGUGUCAACCAGCGAUUCCCAGAACUUGAUUUUCUUUAAUAAUCCUCCAUCUGCCACUUUGAGUCAACUCCUGGAAGUAAUGAGCUGGCAGUUUUCAUCAUAUGUUGGUCGUGGCCUGAACUCAGAUCAGCUCAACAUGCUGGCUGAGAAGCUAACAGUCCAGUCUAGCUACAAUGAUGGUCAUCUCACCUGGGCCAAGUUCUGCAAGGAACACUUGCCUGGUAAAUCAUUUACCUUUUGGACCUGGCUUGAAGCAAUUUUAGACCUAAUUAAGAAACACAUUCUUCCCCUUUGGAUUGAUGGGUACAUCAUGGGCUUUGUUAGCAAAGAAAAGGAACGACUCUUACUAAAGGAUAAAAUGCCUGGGACCUUUUUGUUAAGAUUCAGUGAAAGCCACCUUGGAGGAAUAACUUUCACCUGGGUGGACCAUUCUGAAAACGGAGAAGUGAGAUUCCAUUCUGUGGAACCUUACAACAAAGGCCGGCUGUCCGCUCUGCCGUUUGCUGACAUCCUUCGAGACUACAAGGUUAUUAUGGCUGAAAACAUUCCCGAAAACCCUCUGAAGUACCUCUAUCCUGAUAUUCCCAAAGACAAAGCCUUCGGUAAACACUACAGCUCCCAGCCAUGCGAAGUUUCAAGACCAACAGAAAAGGGAGACAAAGGUUAUGUGCCUUCUGUUUUUAUCCCCAUCUCAACAAUCCGAAGUGAUUCUACAGAGCCACAUUCUCCAUCAGACCUCCUUCCCAUGUCGCCAAGCGUAUAUGCAGUGCUGAGAGAAAACCUGAGUCCCACAACAAUCGAAACUGCAAUGAAGUCUCCCUAUUCUGCUGAAUGAAAAGAUAAACUCUUGACACUCAAAAGAAGGAAGCAAAUGAAAAAGUUUUAAAGACUGAUCUUUGCCAACAAUCACAUCUGGUUUCUUCAGCUUUGUAUAUACCAGGAAAUGAUUAAAUAUGAAGCUUUCUUCUCAUUCUUAUGACACCCCCAAAUGGGAAUGUCAUUGAAAUGCUAGAGAUCCAAGCUUCUAAUAAACUUGUGAGAUAAAACACUUUAAGAAACCAGUGUUAAUAUAAUAGUAAUGAAAG
This is a messenger RNA of Odocoileus virginianus texanus, 3530 nucleotides long. NCBI's taxonomy places the organism in Eukaryota, Metazoa, Chordata, Mammalia, Artiodactyla, Cervidae. The record is from RefSeq and is a predicted model, not a curated record.